Messenger RNA from Phasianus colchicus (ring-necked pheasant), 4258 nucleotides. The record is from RefSeq and is a predicted model, not a curated record. Lineage: Eukaryota; Metazoa; Chordata; Aves; Galliformes; Phasianidae.
GCGGCGGCAGGAGGAGCGUCGGGCCAAUAGGGCUGAGGGGGUGGGGCGGCGCGUAGCUCGAGCGGCGCGGGCGGCAGGCAGGCAGGCAGCCGCCGUGAGGUGCGGUGGAUGGAUGGAGGAGCAGAGCUGCGCUCUCGGAGACCCGACCGUCCGCCAGGGGAAGCUGCUGCUCCAGCGGCGGUGCUGCCCCGAGCCCUCUGACCUGCGCCCGAGGAGCUUCUGCACAGCCGCCUUCCGCCCAUAGGCACCGGCGGCUCUCGCGGGGAGGCGCUGACCUUCCAGGAAGGCACCAAAGUGUCACGGUGAAAACGCCAACGUUAACGUUUUUCCUAAGAGACACUUCGGAAAUGGCUCAGGAAGAGAUGGAAGUUGAUCUCCAACCAGUGGUGAACUACUCCCUGGAGAACCAGGGGAUGCUUCCUGCAGAGCCCACUGCUCACACGGCGCUGUCCUCCCAGGCUCCAGCGCUGAGCAGCAGAGGAGGCAGCACUAUCGUUCUUUCCGACGAUGAUGAAGUCGUUACUUUAUCAACUGCUGAUGCCACAAGGGAAGCAGCUGCUGAUCCUGACCAGCAGGCGAAUCCUCCCUCAACUCUCAUCGGGCUGCUGAGGCUGCAGGGGGCGUCUGACCAGCACCAGCUGCUGCCUGGGCCACAGAUUGUGCAGCGCCCGCGGGUACGAAGGAGCGCUCGCAGGCAGCCGAGAGUCGGUGGUUCCCAGAGGAUAGUCAGUGCCAGGGCAGCGUUGGACAGUUACUUUCAGAUCAGCAGGACACAGGAGCCAGCUACAAUACCAGGUUCACAUCUGGAGCCCUCGCAUACUGUGGGGAGCAGCCAGGAGCACACAUCACAGGUCACAGAAUUGCAGUCGAGUGACUCUGACAGCAGCACUUCUGAGGAGGAAGAGGUGGAGACUGCAGCACCGCUGCCUCCAGCAGCCCAGCAGACGCCUGCAGCAGCUAGCUCAGUUUCCAGUCAGGAUCAAGCAGAGCUGCCUCAAACUCUGCCUCAAGUUUCUGUGGAACAUGGAAAUCGUGAGGAUGAAGACUUUGAAGCCCAGCAAAAGCAGAGAACUCCACUGAAGAAACAGGAAGCACCAGUUCCCGCUGCAGCACUGGAGGAGGAGGAGGGGGACACCUGUGCCAUCUGUUUUGAGCCGUGGACCAAUGCUGGGGACCACCGUCUGUCAGCCCUGCGCUGUGGGCACCUCUUUGGUUACACCUGCAUUGACAGGUGGCUCAAGGGGCAGGCAGGGAAGUGUCCCCAGUGCAAUAAGAAAGCAAAACGUUCUGACAUCGUGGUCCUGUAUGCCCGGACUCUGAAGGCACUGGAUACCAGUGAGCAGGAACGCAUGAAGAGCUCUUUAGAAAAGGAGCAGAAGUUGCGGAGACAGGCAGAGCUGGAAUCUGCACAGAGCCGGCUCCAGCUGCAGGUUCUGACAGAUGAAUGCAGCAAACUCCGUAAGCAAGUUCAGGAGCUGAAGGCUCUGGUGGCUCAGCACAACGUCAGUGCUUCUAAACAACCUGGCAACUCCCGCACCUGCUUCCCAGGCAGCCUCCCCUCCAGCCAGAGCCAGCGCAAGUACCACUUGGAGAAGGUUUUUGUGGUGUCUCAGGCUGGGAACUGCAGAGUGAUGGCAUACUGUGACUCACUGAGCUGUCUCGUGGUAUCGCAGCCUUCUCCACAGUCUACUUUUAUUCCUGGCUGCGGUGUGAAGAUGAUGAGUGUGGCCAACCUGAAGAGCAGUCAGUACAUCCCCAUCCACAGCAAACAGAUCCGGGGGCUGGCUUUUGGCAGUCGUGCAGAUGGCUUGCUGCUGUCUGCUGCUCUGGACAACACACUCAAACUCACCAGCUUGGCAACAAACACUGUGGUACAGACAUACAAUACUGGCCGCCCUGUCUGGAGCUGCUGCUGGUGUCUCGAUGAUACAAAUUACAUCUAUGCUGGGUUGGUCAACGGCUCCAUCAUGAUAUAUGAUCUGAGAGACACCAACUCCCACGUCCAGGAACUAGUCCCUCAGAAGUCCAGGUGUCCCAUGGUAUCACUGUCUUAUCUGCCUCGAAUGGCCUCGGCCUCUUUGCCCUGUGGUGGCAUACUGGCUGGGACCUUGGAAGGAGCCUGUUUCUGGGAACAGAAGGCUGGGAAUUCCUACCGGCCUCAUCACCUGCUGCUGGAGCCAGGGGGGUGUAUUGAUAUUCAGACAGAGAGCACCACACGGCACUGCCUCGCAACGUACAGGCCCAGUAAAAGUAACCCGUGUGUGCGUUGUGUCCUGAUGGAGCUGACCUGCACCCCACUGACAGAGGCCUCUGAAGGUGUGGUGUGCUCUUCCAACCCCGUUCAGACUUUCAGUGCUGGACCCACCUGCAAGCUGCUGACCAAGAAUGCCAUUUUCCAGAGCCCAGAGGAGGAUGGCAGCAUCUUUGUGUGUGCUGGUGAUGAGGCAUCUAAUUCUGCCAUGCUCUGGGAUGCUGGCAGCGGCUCCUUGAUGCAGAAAUUGCAGGCUGACCUGCCUGUGCUGGACAUCUGCCCCAUGGAGGUGAACCAAACCCACCUGCUGGCUACUCUGACAGAGAAGGCAGUGAAGCUCUACAAGUGGCAGUGAGCGUGUUCCCCCUGGUGCUCCCCGUGAGGGCUUCCCAGGUGUGCUGCUGAUGGGCCCUACAGCAACAGCACAGUCCCACAUGCUGCUUGGUGUCCUGCACAUGCUGCUUGCAAGAGGCAGGAGCUCAGCAGCACCUUUCUGGCAGCAGUCAGGAACUGGGACACAGAGGUGCCUGGGGUGCUUCCUGUCAUCCUCCAUCCUCCUUUUUCAGGUCCGUCAUUAUUUCUCCAUUGGUCAAUUUUCUACAGUCAAGCUCAGCAAGCUGCCUCAGCACAGCAAUAAUUCUUGGCCCGUCUCCAGUGUGUGUUGCUGCACUUUUUCCAGUGUGAAUAUAUUAGAGGGAUUUGCAACUCUUCUACAAAUCAACAGAAUAAAAGGAACUUGAAGACCUGCGACUCCCACUGUACUCUCACAUAGAGGCCUGCUGUGAUUACUGGGUGAUGAAAAGAUGGCAAUGCUGGCACCUCACCAGUGUUGCUGAUACUCGGUGUAAAAGCAGGCUCACUAUUUCAGAGAACAUUUCCACAUGUUCUUUUUUUUUGAAGGCAGAGGGCAAAGCCAGUUAGCAGUUCCUGAGGAGGAGAGACCCUGUGUUGCGGCCAUGAAGAGAGCAGGCUUGUAAAAUCUGCAGUUUUUUGUUUUCUCUCCCUGUGAGCAUGUAUUUUCUUUUUUUUUUUUUUUUUGCACUGUAGCUGCCUAACCGUGUCCCCAUCUCCCUCUCUUUUCCUCCUUCACCUGCCACCAACAUCCAGGCAAUCUUGGGCAGUGUGGUUGUGGAAAAUGGAAACUCAUAUAAAGGUUGGGGGUGGGGGGAUACUUGUACUACUGGCUGCUGCAGUCUGUGUGUCCUUCCUUGAAGUACUGAUGCACUGCAACAGCCCGUACAGUGUGGGAGAAUGCUGGCUCUUCUCCUGUGGGGCAUCAGUGGGGCUGCCCAUGGGGAUCAGCCCUGGCUGCUGCAGUUGAUUCUUGGCAUCUGUACCGUGAAUAUGCUGCAGGGUAUGAGAACGCCCAUUUCCAAAUCAAAUCAUGGGACAGGACUUUGGUUUCCUUUUGUUUAUCAAAAGCAAAGCUGUGAGGAUGUUAGAGAAGCCACAGGGCAAGUCCCUAUGUUGGCACUGUGUCCCUGAGCACAGCACUGUGGUAGCAGCAUCUGUCCUGGGCAUGUGGAACCUGCUACCACUCACACUGCCAGAACAGUUUUGUUUUCUGGGAUGUGCAAGAUAGGACCCUGCUUGAGUCUGGUGAGAUCUCUGCUUAACUUUGUAAAUUUAUGUAUAUUAUUUUAUUUUUCUAUGCUGUAAAAAUAAAGUGUUUAUAGUUAUCAAAUACAGUUGGUGCUGCUGUACCUUAGAAGCACCUCAGCAGUAUAUGCUGCUUGUCUUGGUGUGAGCGAGCAGCCCUGUUUGCAGGUAAGCUUUCUCAUGUUUUGCACUGGGGUUCAGACUGAAAUAAUGGCUUUCAGUGGAUGGAGAGCCCUCCAUCCUCCACCCCAAAAAAUAUUCAUAUGCACGCAGGAAGAAAGGAACUAAGAUUUCCCAUCUGAUUUUCCAGGUAGCAAUUAUAUUCUGUUGUCUCUCUUAUUCCUGCCGGAUGGUAUUAACAAAUUAAAUUCUGUUGAAAUAAAUGAAAGGAGAAUAGCAUUUUGAUAU